ACAAGCCAAAUUAGGUUUUCCAAGCAAAAUCAGAAAUCCCCAAUCUGUGUUCCUUUCGGUCACUGACGCGAGCAAUCUCGCCGGUCGCCAUCACUCCAGCCGCCGUCUCGCCGGUUUUCAUCACCCCACGCCGCCGUCUCGCCGGAAAGACGCAACCAACAACGCCCACAAAGGCAUAUGGGUGAUAGGCAAGUAGUUGACCAACAGCACACAGUUGAUCCGCAGCUGCCAUCUUCUCCUCCCUCAAAGGAUGAUAUGGUUUCGUGUGUUAUGGCUUUGGAGGCUGCUUUGCUUCCCUGUUUGCCAGCCAGAGAACUUCAAGCAAUAGACCGGUCUCCCCACCCUUCGCAUCAAAUCGAUGUGGAUAGGUAUGCUAGAGAUUUUAUGGAGGCUGCCAAAAAGCUUCAGCUUUAUUUUAUCAGCCUGCAACGUGAGGAUAAGCCAACAAAAGCUGAAAUGCUUAGAAAGGAUAUUGCUCUGAUGGAAGAAGAACUUAACAUUAAAACUGAGCUGAUUAAAAAACAAGAUAAUUUAAUUCAGGAGUGGAAAAAAGAGUUGAAAGAUCAGCUGGACAAACACAGUAUUGAGUUGGACAGGGUUUAGCGGAAGUUUGUGCUCAUUUUCUCUUUGAAUAUUUAAAAUUUCGGUGGCACAUUUGUGGUAUAUAUUUCUUUCUCUCUCCUUGUCCUCUAGUAUUGCUUCAUUGCGUGACUUACCACUCCAUAGCAUGGAUACCAACCACACUUGUACUAAGCAGUUUAUAAAAUAUAUCUUCUCGGGGGAAGUGAUAACCGAUAAAUGGAAAAAAUCAUUUUUAUGCUACAUGAGAUAAAUUUUUUCUUCUACACACCUUUCGAUAAUUAUGUCAUCUUUUUUUUUUUUCUUUUUUUAGGUGGUGGAACUUACAAGUUUGUCUCUAUGAUAUGAAAUA
Molecule: messenger RNA, 931 nt
Organism: Gastrolobium bilobum
Lineage: Eukaryota; Viridiplantae; Streptophyta; Magnoliopsida; Fabales; Fabaceae
Product: mediator of RNA polymerase II transcription subunit 28
Exons: 4
Coding region: 178-603 (141 amino acids)
Biological process (GO): regulation of DNA-templated transcription
Cellular component (GO): mediator complex
Source: RefSeq, a predicted model, not a curated record